AUGGAUUUGAAUGCUAAAUAUUACGAAGGUUGUGGCCAAGAAGGGCCUAUUCGUUGUAUAUUCUUGUGUGAAUUCCAUCCUACAGCUGGACCUAAAAUCACUUGUCAAGUGCCAGAUAACUACAUAUCCAAAGAUAUUUUCGACACAGUUAGCCACUAUAUAAUACCAAAAGUUCAAUUACAGAGAUGCACUUUGACAGUGACUUUAUUGGGCUCCAAAAUCCUCGGGUUCCCGGUGAGGAUAGACAACAAGAAGUACGCGAGGAACGCGUUCUAUUUCAACCUGUGUUUCGUGUGUGACGCUUGGGCUAGAACUGUGCACCUGGAGCCGCUUGUAAAGAAAUUAACAGAAUAUCUCCUGUCCAUGGAGUUGGAGACCGAGUGGCUGUCCAAACAGUCUACCUCUGGCGAGGCCAAGGCACUGAACGUUUUGAUGAGGCAGGUCAUGCAAGACAUUAACAGCAGACGGAUGUGCACACUUACAGUGGGUACUACGACGACGCACUUGACAGUGGUGCGGGUGAACAGUGACCCGGCGCCGGUGAAGGACCACCAAGUGCCCGUGUUCCUCUACAGCAGGCACUCGUUCGUGGCCGACCAGUGGGACCUCACCACUAACCAAAUAUUACCGUACAUAGACGGUUUCAACCACGUAUCGAAGAUAGCAGCACUCACAGACGUGGAGAUCAGUCUGGUGCGCGCAUGCGUCCAGAAUCUAGUGUACUACGGUGUGGUCACCCUAGUCCCCAUAUUCCAGUACUGUGCCGUGUACAGUGCGACACCAAAGUUAAGACAACUGACGAGGUGUCCGGGCUUACAACGGCAGUGUGUAGAGUUCUGCGCUAGAUCGUCGCGACAGCUGCCAAAGGUGAGUGAUCUGUUCCGUAUGUACGCGGGCAUGACGUAUGGCAGCACCGUGCGCGACCUGUGCCGGCGCAUGAGGCCGCAGGAGCUUGCAAUCAACGAGCGGAAACUUGUGCUGUUCGGCGUACUCGAGGGACUGAUCCGUCGCGUUUACAAGUAUCCAAUCACGCUUCAGAACGACGACGCGUCGUCGACGUUGAGCGAGAAUAGCCAAUCACCGGCGCGGUUAUACACCGGCCUCGUGUGUCUCGACGAAUUAUGCUGCCAGGGGGGUAUCUCGCAGCCACAACUAGAGGAACAGUUAGAGCGAGACAGCAAUGUUGUCUAUAUUGUCAAAUGA
Molecule: messenger RNA, 1203 nt
Organism: Diatraea saccharalis (sugarcane borer)
Lineage: Eukaryota; Metazoa; Arthropoda; Insecta; Lepidoptera; Crambidae
Source: the annotation of a GenBank genome assembly